GCACCGAACUCGGUUUGCACCUUCACCUUCAAGCACAAUAGCAACUGCGAUUUUUGUGGCCAUUAUCUAUCUCGCUUGCUUGCCUGCGACUGUAUACCUCAAUAUCAAUGCAGCGAGAAAUAUACAUGAACAUCCCGGCACAGAACCCUCAGACUGUGCCAAGCUUCGAGGAACGCCGUGUACAAGACUAUCUUCAUGCCUACCGGACAACGGGGAAACCACCAGCAUCUUGUCCAGCACAACCAACCGAUCGUGCACAACGCGCCUCACUUGGCUUACCCCCACUCAUCGAGCCGCACUCGGAGAUCGUGCGCGGCAGUACCGACAUAUUGCUUGACACCGACUCGCCCUCACCAUCUAUUGUGGUCAAUGGUGGGGCGCCAGGAGCAAUACCUGAUACCCAUACCUUCCGACCUGUACCGGUGGCGGGUGAGGCGCGUGGCGCGUUCUUCCAGUGCAUCGUGAGCCAACCUGAAUUCGUCGCAUGGUCAUUCGAGGAGUUGAGGGUCUCGGCGUAUGCCAAAGGUCGCAAGCUUGCUCCUGAAGUUGUACAGCGGCCAGCUCUGCAACCUGCACCUGUGAUGGCUAGUAGUACUAGUAACGGCUUCGCCCCAGAGAACUACCAAAACAUCACGUGCAAACCAGAUUACAUCCAGCAUAGCGUCGAGGAACUGCGACUAGCUUUCUACCGCGCAGGGCGUCAGCUAAGGUCCGCAGAGAUCAUCCAACGGAAUGCUGCUCUUCGGAUAGCAAAGCCGUGAACGAACAAAUGAACACUGCACUGCACUCAGACUUGUAUCGUGCUAUCAUCUGCUAUCUUGUACAACAAUGUCUUUGUAUGAAUUGUGGGUCCCGCCGCUGCUAUUGGACCCGGGCAAGAUGACGGUGUUCAGCCGGACGAUACGCACGCGCGCGGCGUAGAUCGCCGUCGUCGUCGUGUACCUCACGACGCCUCUCAUGAUGUCGUGUGUGCGGUUCGGCGUGAGCGCAACGCACGCGAAGGAGGACAUGGACAUUGUGCUCCCCGCUGUGCGACGAGAUCGGCUACCUGCUCGACCUCAAGCAGGGCCAGGGCGAGCGCUGGUUGCCUCAGAAGAUUCUAGACAGGGCGGUCGAACUGGUGAACAUGACGGAGGAGU
Molecule: messenger RNA, 1139 nt
Organism: Fomitopsis serialis
Lineage: Eukaryota; Fungi; Basidiomycota; Agaricomycetes; Polyporales; Fomitopsidaceae
Exons: 6
Coding region: 108-761 (217 amino acids)
Source: RefSeq, a predicted model, not a curated record